CUUUCAACUUGACCCUUCGACAUUUUUUCCGAUAAGCACGGAUGUAAAAUUGAAUUCAGACUGACACAAAUGUAAGACAUUCAAUGGAAUACUACCACGAUUUUAUGAUCCAUUCUGUCCUUAUUGAGAGUGGACCUUAAUUGCAGUUUGUAUGAUUGUUUUUUCGUGAUUAUGGAACAUAAACACAAUCGCUUCCUAUCUUGUCUGCACGUGUAACGGUAUUUCCUCCUCUCCUGAUGGACAGUUCUGGGACUUUAAUAUAACGACGUGAGUGUCAACAUCUUGACUCCAUAUGUAUGUAUCAUCAAACCAUUGAAAUGAUGAGGUUUCUCACCCCACCGCUUUUGAACGAGCUGCGGCGGCGUCUCCCGCUGGUAUCAACUGUCGCAAAUAAACACGGAGGGAGUAAACAGUUACCGAUCACCUGCCUUCUCCCACCCCGCCACUCUGCACCCCCAAACCGGCCUCUCUAUACUGGGGCUGCACUAAGAAAAGAUGUACCCCUCCCUCAGUCUAAAGCAGAUCAGACUGAAGAGAAACUGGACCUGGACAUAUGGAAGUCUGUGAUGAGGUUUCAGGUCCCAGCGGCGGAGGAGGAGGAGAAACUGGGAGGUGAGGAGGGAGGUGCUGCUCCUUCAGGACCAGGAGGAGGUGUAGCAGGGCAGGAGGAGGUGUCACCACUGGAGGCCACCAGAGAACUGGUAGUGAUGUGGCGUCAGGCUGGGAAGCUGGUGCCAGAGACCAUGACUGAUGAGGAGCUGGGGAUCCUGGCGGAACUCCAAACUAAAUCCUCCAAGAAGAAGUACCUGAAAUACCUGGCCAUCAAGGAGGGCCACAAGAAAAGCCACAAGCAGAAGCAGGAGAAGAGGAAGGUAGAGAGGAGUGAGAGGUUUCUGGAGGAUGAUAGGAUCAGGCCUGAUGGUCUGAGAGGAGAGGAGGGGGAACUGAGGAACACCUUCCUGCUCCAGUUCUGGGGUCGUUCCCUGGACAAGCUGCUGGGGUGGAGGUCGGCCCAGGCCAUGGUGUUCGGCCAGCCACUGGUGUUUGAUAUGUCCUACGAACAGCAGAUGACGCGUCGGGAGGUGGAGAACACUGUGUCCCAGCUGAUGGAGGUGGAGGGGUGGAACCGCCGAGCCUCGGAACCCUUCCACCUGCACUUCUGUAACUUGCAGCCGGAUGGCGGUUACCGCAAGGAGCUGGUUAAACGGUACGGCGCCGAGGCCUGGCAGCGCCUCCUCAUCACCUCCACAGAGCAACGCCAUGUGGACCUGUUUCCCCGGGACGACCUGGUCUACCUGACGGCUGACUCCCCCAACGUCCUCCGUACCUUCGACAACUCUAAGGUCUACAUCGUAGGCUCCAUGGUGGACCGCUCCAUCCAAUCAGGGCUCUCCCUGGCCAACGCCAAGCGUCUCAAGCUGAAUACGGCCCGUCUGCCGCUGGAUGACUUCCUCCAAUGGGAGACGGGGGCCAAGAACCUGACUCUGGAUCAGAUGAUACGUAUCUUGCUGACACUGAAGGAGACGGGGAGGUGGGAGGAGGCGCUGGAGUACGUACCCAAGAGGAAACAUGAUGGAUUCUACCAGGAGAAACCCCAGCAGGACAGAGACAGAGGCUCAGAUAAGGACAGGAGGUUUUUUAGUGGCAGAACCAGAGGAGACACAGGAUUCAGGGCUGGGGACAGAGACUGUGAUAGAACAUUCAGAAGUGGGGACAGAGAGAGGGCAUUUAGUAGAAGAGACAGUGUAUUGAAGAGUGGGGACAGUGACAGAGCAAUUAGGAAUGGGGACAGAGACCAAGCAAUCAGGACUGGAGACAGUGACAGAGCAAUCAGGACUGGGGACAGAGAAGGAGACAGUGACAGAGCAAUCAGGACCGGAGACAGAGAAGGAGACAUUGACAGAGCAAUCAGGACCGGAGACAGAGAUGGUAUGGAGGAGUGGAGACAGAAACAGAUGAAUGGUGUGAUCAGAGAGAGAGGAUCCACUAGCAGACAUAAGGACAGUGUAUUCAGUAGCAGAGACAGGGUAGCAGUCAGUAAGGAAGCAGGACCUACAGAGAUCAGGCAGACCACCACCAGGCUACGGACAUCACUAAAAACCAAGAUGGAGGAUCGGAACAGUACAGCCAAGAGCGGGAAGAAAAUGCUAGAGGAAGAGUAGCCUUAUUUGGUCCAAAUAUACUGAGACAUUUCUGGUCUGAAUGUGCAUCAGUUUCACCGUGUUGUGUUAAUGGAUGCAGAGAUGAACUGAUGAAAAGCACUUCUAAAUUACAUUAAACAGAAACAUUUUGAUAAGCAACUCGGUGAGACUGUUGAUUGUUUGGAAUCGUUGGUGUAUUUGAUACUUCGUGUAAAUGUACACUGAAAAAUAUAUAUAUAUAUAAACGCAACAUGUGGAGUGUUUGUCCCGUGUUUUAUGAGCUGAAAUAAAAGAUAUAGAAGAA
Molecule: messenger RNA, 2445 nt
Organism: Salvelinus namaycush (lake trout)
Lineage: Eukaryota; Metazoa; Chordata; Actinopteri; Salmoniformes; Salmonidae
Product: tRNA methyltransferase 10 homolog C-like
Exons: 1
Coding region: 297-2162 (621 amino acids)
Biological process (GO): positive regulation of mitochondrial translation; mitochondrial tRNA 5'-end processing
Cellular component (GO): nucleus; mitochondrion; nucleoplasm
Molecular function (GO): tRNA binding
Source: RefSeq, a predicted model, not a curated record